CUUUUCCGGCGACUUUCGGGACAUUUUUCCGACAACUUUCCGGCGACUUUCGGGACACUUUUCCGGCGACUUUCCAAGCCAUUUUCCGGCGACUUUCCGGAAGCUUUUGGGCAACUUUUUCGGUCAUUUCCGACAACACUAUUUCAAGGAUGUCGAAUGAACCUAGACUCGAAUUUCAAAUCCUUGACUCAACUGGUUCGGAUUACCAUAGUUGGAAAACUGACGUUGAGAACCACCUCACAUCAAAAGGGAUAUUGCCCAUAAUCCAGGAACCAAACGCGGGCCUUGUGUUCCAACGAACACCCAUAAAGCAUGCACAAGCAAUUAUCUUGAUGCGACGCCAUAUGGACAAAGCACUCAGAUUAGAGUAUAUGUCCAUCAAAGAUGCAAGGGACCUAUGGGUGGCGCUAGAAGAGCGCUUUGAUAAUAUCCAAGAUUCCCUCCUCCCUGACUUGAAGGUUCAAUGGAACAAUAUACGCUUCUCCGACUUCAAGUCUGUUGCUGAAUACAAUUCAGAAGCUCUUCGGCUAAAAGCCAUGCUGAAGUUCUGUGGAAAACCUCUCACAGAAGAAGAGCUAAUUGAGAAGACUCUCUCCACCUUCCCCGUCGCAGCAAUUAUACUAUCAAAGCAAUAUCGCACUGAAUUUAAUGCUGGACGACUUACGAAGUUCAAUGAGCUUAUCAAUAUUUUGUCGGUGUUGGAGAAGCACGACAAUAUCCUUGUGAAGAAUUAUAAUUCAAGGCCCGUAGGAACCAAAAGCGUUCAUGAGGCAAAUUAUAAUGUACCCAAGAAAGGGCGCAAGGAGCGGUACCCUACUAAUAAGGGGCAUGUAUACCCUAAUAACAGGGGACAUGACGGACGAAUGGGUCCAUACAACCGCCCCAAUAAGGAAGGAAACCGCAACUUUGGAGCGGGCACACGUGGUGGCAAUUCCACACGUGGGAAAAGAGAAUAUAACAACACCAUGGGCCGUAACACUGUGGGCCGUGGAGGUCGCAUAAUACGCCGUGGUAGUAGCAGCAACAACCCGCCUAGGGAAUAUCCACAACGUGCACCUCAAAUAAAGAAAGUCAACCACAAUGACAUGUGUCAUAGGUGUGGAUCAAUCGAGCAUUGGUUUAAGCAAUGCCAAGCAAGUACUCAACUAGCUGCACGCUACAAGGAGUACAGGGAAAUGAGGGAGCAAGAAGCUCACCUUGCUGAAGAAGAAAAUGGUGAAGAUGUUAUUCUCACCAUAAAAGACUUCAAAGCUGAAAAUGAAGAGCACGAGGAUGCCGCAGACUUUGAUUAAAAUAGUCUUUUCUAUUUUCCAAUAAAACGGCAAAUGUGCCUUAGUCAAAUAACAAUUGAAUUGACUCUUUCUCAUGUGGCGUACCCAAUGAAGUAUGAUGUCUAGGCAAGUAAUUGAGAUCGGGGUACUUAAGCGAGCCUCGCUCCACCAACAUCUCUCUACUUACCUGGUCAUAUUUUAUUGGAAUUACCAAACGGAUUGAGCAAUUACAAUUUGUAUAAAGUUUGAUUUUAUAUUGGAAUAAACUUUGGAAACUUUGAUGUAAUCAUUGACUAUUUUCCCUAUUAAUAAAGUAUCGCAUUACCAAUGUCAUUGACAUGUGUUAAUAUUCCGAACUUUAUUUCUUCAGUAUGUCUUCGGGAGAAUUGGAAUGCCUUCUUGAUAGUGGCACCACACAUACUAUAUUACGACAUAGGCAAUUAUUCUUAUGGAUGACGCCUAGUCAAUCUUCAGUGACCACGAUGGCAGGACCAUCUCAAUUGAUUCAUGGUCGUGGACCAGCUCAAUUUCUAUUGCCGAAUGGCACAAAUAUUAAUGUCGCCGAAGCUUUAUAUGCUCCAAGGGCUGGAAGAACCCUAUUAAGUUUUAAAGAUAUAAGAGCCAAUGAUUUUCAUGUGAAAACACAUUGUGAGAAUGGACAAGAGUUCCUUUACAUCACCUCUAAUAACUACGGAAAUACACGAGUAUUAGAGAAACUCAUGUGUCGCUCUAGUGGAUUGUACGCAACCACUAUUAGAGUCAUUGAAUCCAACCAUGUCAUGAAUGAAAAUUUAUGGGAUUCCGACACAUACAAAC
Rosa rugosa (rugosa rose) is the source of this 2087-nucleotide messenger RNA. RefSeq lists its product as uncharacterized. Bases 150 to 1292 code for a protein of 380 amino acids. The transcript has 2 exons. Lineage: Eukaryota; Viridiplantae; Streptophyta; Magnoliopsida; Rosales; Rosaceae. The record is from RefSeq and is a predicted model, not a curated record.